CGUUAUUUUUAUACCAAUAUUAUACCAAUAUUAAGCACGUUCACGGGAGUCGCAAGUGCUGGCGAUGGCGAGCAACGAAGAUGCAUACCGUGCCGGAAAUUCGAUGGUGUUCUUGAGGAGGACGAAGAAUGCAUCUGCCAAGAAAGGUCAAUGUGUUGGAGAUGUAAGAGAGGCAGGGGUUGUGGAUAAUGCUAAUGAUGGAAUGCAUGCUGUGAAUGCUGAAAGGGCAUUGCAAGUGAGUGGUGGUUCAAGAUCAAUGUCGUUAGCAACACCUAUUCGACGUAGUGAUAGGUUGAGGAAUGUAAAAUGGAAGAUUGAAAGAAUCAAUAAACCUAUGCGCAUGGAGAUCGAUGAUGACAGUGACGAUAUCUUGGAUGAGAAGGAAAGUGAUGAUGGCAAUAAUGAAAUGGAAGGUGAAGAUGAGGGUGAGGAGGAUGGAGCUUCUAAGCAUGAGGACGAGUCUGCUGAUGCACCUGCAGAAUCUGAUGAUGAUGGUGAGACUGAUAAUGAUGCAGGUGAGGAUGAUGAAGCUGAGACAGAGGGGGGUACAGGAAGUGGACAUUGCACCGCUAUUGAAGUCUGUCACAUUCCUAUAAAAAGUGCAGGAAAGAAGAAAAAGAGAGUCAAAUUAGCAGAUAUGAAGGCUCCAUAUCCUAGGUUGAAGUCAAGGUCAUCGCCACACUUGAUUACUAAGAUGAUGAAGCAGCUAAAUGAUUUGCAGCGGGAAGAAGUAGAGAGGAUUGGUUUUGGUUCAAUUUUGGGAAUGAAUAUUCUAGAGCUGCCUGGGAGAUUAGGUUAUUGGCUGGUGAAGAAUUUUGAUGCUCGGAGGAGUAGUUUGGUGCUGCCGGAUGGUACCAAGAUGCACAUGACUACGUGUGAUGUGCAUUCUGUACUUGGCUUGCCGUAUGGUGGUGUCAAGAUUGAGAAUAAUAAGAGCAACAGAGACACUGAUUUGUUGAGCGAUUGGAGGAUGAAGUUUGGGAAGUGUAAUAACCGAAUAACCCCAGCGGAGUUAGCUGAUGAGAUGCUUGGGUGUAAGCAGGGAGGUGAAUGGUUUAUUAGACAUUUUGUAUUGUUAGUGAUGUCGCUUUUGGUUGAUAGUACGUCGCAUGGGUAUGUUAACAGUUUGGCCCUUGACCACCUUAGAGAUGUGGGCAGAGUGAAAAGGUUAAAUUGGUCACACUAUGUUCUAGAAAAGUUGAUCGACAACAAGAUGAAGUGGGAGAAAAAUCCCAGGAAGUAUUUUUGUGGGCCACUCGUAUUGUUGCUGGUUUUUUACGUUGAUCGUGUCGCUAUUUUCACUGAUACCGUGCCAAGGCGAUUUCCAGCGAUAAAGGGGUGGACAGGUAAAGAGCUUAGAGAGAGAGAAAACAAAGAGGUGAGGGGCGGAGGUUUUGGAAUGGGACAUGACAACAGGCCAUUAGAGAAAGGUAAGCGCAUUUUGUUGAACGAGGUUGCUGUUGGCCAUCCCGCUACAAACGGUGAGCAUGUCGGUACAUCCUCCGGAAAACAGCCCACGGUGGAUAAUGCGAAGAUGGUGCUUGUGCGGAGAUUUGUAGCCAAAAGCAAGAUCCUAGCAAGCACAAUUAUUGACAUGAUCAACAUGCUUCAGGAGGCACCACGAGAAAUGUUUGUGGAUGAAAGAUUUUGUAAAUUGAGAGGUUUAGGACACCGGCUGAUGGGGGUGGAUGACAAAAAGGACGCGGUUCUUGACGCGUCAUCUAAAUGGAAAGAUAUCCAUUGUUUAGAUGAUGAUGCAUAUUGGAGCAGCCCAGAGGUGAUGGCAUUUGUAGAAGAAGUGGAGAGAUCUGUGGAGGUGAAGUCAAAAUAUCAAGAUUUUUUGAGUGAUGUCCCGUCUUUCUCCCUCGGAAUGACACAAGUACUGGGGGAGAUGGGUACAGAUGAGGCAUAUAAUGAUGAGGAUGCACCAAGGAGUGAGAAUAGAGAGACGGAUACGACGGUGGACACCCGUGUUUGUGGACAGGUUGCUGUGAAUGUGGUAGGAGCGGAUGUUGGUGAUACAGGAGAGAGGGAUGAAGGAAUGCAGGUGUUGGACCAACAGGUUGGUGAAAUUGUGGUGGGGGCAGAUAUUGUUAACAAGGAGAAAGAAAGUAUGAGAAUUCAGCAGAUUGUUGAGCAGUUAUAUAUGUCAGAAGGUGCAGUUCCUGAUGAUUACAUUGCAUUCGGUAAUUUUUGUGAUGCAUUGGAUGCUUAUUGGACAUCUACCACCCCAUUAAGCGCAGAUUUGAUAUUUAUCCCAGUCAUGCAAUUGAAGUGGUGUUAUUGUGUGUGUGUAAACACUAAGGGCAGUAGGCUGGAAGUGUUGGACCUUUCGUCAUCAUGCAUAAGAGCCGACGACAAGUACGACGAGAUGCCUGCUAUGCUGCGUGACAUGCUUGUGCAAUUCUUUGAAAACGAAGGGAUGGAAGGAAGACUGAAAAGGCUAGCUACACAGCGGCCAACACGGCUUAAAAUGCCUUGGAGGGAGCCCACGUCCAUACAUGAGUACGGUGUUGCAACUAUGCGCCAUAUGGAGACAUACAUGGGGCUUGGAGUAAAAGGAUGGGACUGUGGUUUGAGCAGGGAUGAUCAGAAAGCCUUUAAUGCAUUGCGUUUAAAGUACUGUGCUUGCAUCGUUUUGGCAGAGGUGAAUGAGAUGAAGGAGGAGAAUAUGACCAAGGCAAAGAAUUUCGCAGCAACUUGAUGUUGGAAACCAAACAUUAUUGAACAUUUGCAGAAACGUCUUUGGUGUUUUUGCACACCGGUUUUUUGUUUUUUGCUGCUGGGUUUUUUUUACAGUUUUAUGGUUUUAUCUAGUUUUCAACACUAAUAUCAUCGAUAUGAAUGAUCAGUUGGUGAUAGAUAAUUUUGAUUGAUUUUGGAGAUUGAUUGUUUCAGUAAGAUGGCAAUGGAGUUAUU
Molecule: messenger RNA, 2919 nt
Organism: Cuscuta campestris
Lineage: Eukaryota; Viridiplantae; Streptophyta; Magnoliopsida; Solanales; Convolvulaceae
Source: the annotation of a GenBank genome assembly